Molecule: messenger RNA, 2224 nt
Organism: Colossoma macropomum (tambaqui)
Lineage: Eukaryota; Metazoa; Chordata; Actinopteri; Characiformes; Serrasalmidae
Gene: gmppaa
Product: GDP-mannose pyrophosphorylase Aa
Exons: 13
Coding region: 197-1480 (427 amino acids)
Biological process (GO): biosynthetic process
Cellular component (GO): cytoplasm
Molecular function (GO): transferase activity
Source: RefSeq, a predicted model, not a curated record
CGUCACCGUCACCGUUGUCUUCGCCUGCUUGGGAAGCACAGAGGAAAGUAAACAGAGACAGACAGACAGAAAACACCGUGUUUACACUUCAUACACAGCGAUAUAAAACCAGUGUAAAUAACAAUGUGUAGUAUAAAUGUCUGAGACUUUAGGAGAUUUAAUAACAGCGCUGAUUCGUCUGAAAUAAGAGCAGAGGAUGCUGAAAGCUGUGAUUCUGAUCGGAGGCCCUCAGAAAGGCACGCGGUUCCGGCCGCUGUCUUUCGAGGUGCCCAAGCCUCUGUUUCCGGUCGCAGGAGUCCCAAUGCUGCAGCACCACAUAGAGGCCUGUGCUCAGGUCCCAAACAUGAAGGAAAUCCUGCUGGUUGGGUUUUACCAGCCGAACGAAGAGCUCAACCGCUUCUUAUCGUCCGCACAGCAAGAAUUCAAAGUGUCAGUUAGGUACCUGCAGGAGUACGCUGCUCUGGGCACAGGAGGAGGCAUUUACCACUUCAGAGAUCAGAUCCUGUCGGGUUCCCCGGAGGCCUUUUUUGUCAUGAACGCAGACGUUUGUUCAGAGUUCCCCCUGAUGGACAUGCUGAACUUCCAGAAGGAGCACGGAGACGCGCACAGCUUCAUCAUCCUCGGCACUACUGCCAACAGAAAGCAGUCCUUAAACUACGGCUGCAUUGUUGAGAAUGAGCAAACGAAUGAGGUGCUGCAUUAUGUGGAGAAACCCAGCACGUUCGUGAGCGACAUCAUUAACUGUGGAAUAUACCUGUUCACCCCGGACAUCUUCCAGCACAUCGGUGCUGUUUUUCAGAAGAACCAGCAGGACCUGAUGCUAUAUCCAUAUGAAGGAGACGAGCAGUCUAACGGCUGGCAGCGAGCCGAGGCCAUCCGUCUGGAGCAGGACAUCUUCACCGCGCUGGCAGGCCAGGGCAAGCUCUACGUCUACAAAACGGACCGAUUCUGGAGCCAGAUCAAAUCUGCCGGAUCUGCCAUCUAUGCCAGUCGACUGUAUCUUAACCAGUACCAUAAGACCCAUCCGGAACGACUGGCCACGAAUAAGGACGGAGGGCCUAAAAUAUGUGGAAACGUUUACAUCCAUCCGACGGCCAACAUUGACCCCACUGCUGUGUUGGGUCCGAAUGUGUCGAUAGGAACUGGAGUGACUAUCGGAGCUGGAGUUCGAGUGAGAGAGUCCAUCAUCCUCCAUGGAGCCACGUUACAGGAUCACAGCUGUGUGUUAAACAGCAUCGUGGGCUGGGAGAGCACUAUUGGUAAAUGGGCAAGAGUGGAGGGCACCCCGAGUGACCCCAACCCCAAUGACCCGUACGCCAAAAUCGACAGCGAAACGCUCUUUAGAGACGGAAAACUCACUCCAUCCAUCACCAUUCUGGGCUGCAACGUGACGAUUCCGUCUGAAGUCAUCAUCCUCAACUCCAUCGUCCUUCCACACAAAGACCUUAACAGGAGCUUCAAAAACCAAAUUAUUCUGUAAAAUAUUGCCAUCCAUAGGUUUUAAUGUUAUAGUUUCAGCCACAUCUUAGCAUUUUAUGCAAAAACCAAGCAGGGAGCCGUUAAUGUUAUUCAAAUGAUCACCUUUAGCAGUAAUGUGUGAAGGUCAGUUGGGGUCAUUUUGCACUCAGAGUUGUCUGUGUAAGUGUACAAUAUUAACACCUCCAGAGCCACAAACUCUCUUCUCUCUGCGGCUGAAAAGUUUAGAAAUGACAUUUACUGUCGCAGCUUCUCACUGAAAGCUAUAAUGAGCUUCCGAACAGCCGCGUCUGUAGUGGUCUUCGCAGAAAUGUACACAGUGUUUAUUUGUACAAAUAUGUGGGAGAUAAACUUCAACUGAGCUGCUACGUUUGCCAUUUCUCUCCACUGCCUGUUCUAUAAAGGGAACUGAAACGCCGUAAAUCAAGUCUCCGAGCGGCUGCUGAAUAAAUCACGUCACGUUGCUGUUUAAUGGAACUGCUGUCAUGUUUAUGUUCAUAGAGAGCGGCUUUUGAACAGCAUCUUCAUUAUUGCAGACACAUGAGAGACAACUCAAUAAAGGCUGGUUAAUUGUGGCUGUUAUCGUUUGUAUGUGUAGAUACCCACGCAUGUCCAGUAGGUGGCAGCAUCACUGCAAAACAGUCAGCGUAUCUCUUAGGCCUUGUUCAGACUGACAGCCCAAAUCAGAUUUUUGGCAAAUUUCGAUUGUAUCAAGAUUGAUUUUUAAUAAAAAAAACACAAAAUCUGA